Molecule: messenger RNA, 2112 nt
Organism: Bipolaris victoriae FI3
Lineage: Eukaryota; Fungi; Ascomycota; Dothideomycetes; Pleosporales; Pleosporaceae
Exons: 4
Coding region: 1-2112 (703 amino acids)
Source: RefSeq, a predicted model, not a curated record
AUGGCGCACGAUACUUCGAACAGUCUCUCAACACCAAAAAAUGAAUACCCUGGACUUGGACGUCCCCUGAGGAUAUUAGAUAAUAGUCGAUUCCCUUUUUAUCCCAUAGGCGCCCACGUCGAUUGUACCGGAACUGAGUCUGAACUCGUGCCUGUGCGAGAGCUUGCCAUGAUGGAUGUCAUGGAAAAGCUGACUGACAAGGAAAACUGGCAUCGGAAAGUUUUCGACGAAGAUAUUGUAGCAAAGUGGCGCAAAGAAGCCCUUGCAGUCCCGGACGCCGACUUCUGGACCUUGGCAACCUACGCGAAGUUACAGAUGUGGCCCAACGACGAUGGGCCACCCGUCUUUGAGAACCCGAGUUCCCUCGAAUGCGGAUUAACAAAUAUCAUGGACGAGGCCACUUUCCAGAGUUGUAUCGAAGAACUUCGCAGCAAAGCAAAGUACUUUGAGCUGACUGGAAUCAUCCCUACACUCGACGCAUCAGCUUCAAUUGCCAAAUCUGAUGUCAUUGUGCCUGCCGGCCUCCAGGAAGAUCUACGCAUUGCAUUUGACAAACUCAAAACUGAUUGUGCAUCUUCCCCGGACUGGCAUCCCAACUCGGGCGAUAUGGUACAGGACUUGGUACAUCCUUCAAUGUACCCACUUGUUUACGGCCGAAGCCGCGGAUUCCGAACAGAGAAAGUCGGUGUGACUGACGCCAUCAGGCGUUGGGCUGGCAAGGGAGACAUUAUCCCUAAACUAGAAUCCGAUGCUCUCGAAACAGCACUCGCAAACCAGCCAUCCUUCCCAAAUUACGAUUUGUCCACUGACCAUCGAAUUCCAGCAGAAUAUUGGUCAGAUACAUACCAGUGGCUACCAGCCAACGUGGCCUUCGGGGAAGGUGGCAAAGUCAAGUUUACUAGCUAUAUCAAUAACCUUCACCCUACUAAAUACCCGGAUAUCUAUCGCAUAAUCGAGAGAUUGAUAGAGACAUCAAUUCCUAUGUGGGAUCAAUGUCUACGGAUGGCGACUGACUAUGGCGAAUGUCAAGGUGCCGGUCGCCUUGCACCACGGGCUGAUAGGCCAGAGGAUGUCAGCGAUGAGGAAAUGCACCUUUGGAUUCCUGAUAACAUUGAGGCUUGUGCUGAUGAAGAUGUCGACAUGAGCGAGCUUGUGGAAAGAGGCUAUGACGAAGAAUUCUACGCCAGUCGUGAAGAAAGACGCCAAGAGGACUACAUGCAAUACAAAUGGGAGACGCUUCGGAAACCAAAGAUACCAGCAAUUCCUUUCAAAGAGGUCGAUUAUGCGCCGAAAGCUGGUCAACUUCUGGCUGAAAGGUUCGCUGCUUCUGGACUGCAGGUCAUUGUCAAGAUGGCCUCGAUCGAACUGACGCCGGAAAAGCCGGAAUUUCCAGUUGGCGGAUGGCACGUUGAGGGACAGAUGAACGAAAAGAUAUGCGCCACUGCCUUGUAUUACUUGGAUAGUGAUAAUAUAACUGAUGACAACCUCUCAUUCCGCAUGCAGAUCCCCGAGGGCAUUGAGGAGGAUUUUGAAGUAGGUCAGGAUGCAUACCACUGGCUGGAGCAGAUCUACGGUACCGCAUUGGGGUGCGGCAAUGGUCCUCGUCUACAAAACUACGGUAGUGUUCAGACGCGUCAGGGACGCCUUUUAGCAUUUCCCAAUGUCUUCCAGCAUCGCGUCUCCUCUUUCAAACUCAUUGACCCCACCAAACCCGGCCACCGCCGCUUCAUCGCCCUGUGGCUCGUUGAUCCUACAAAACGCAUCAUCUCAACUGCGAACAUCCCGCCCCAGCAGAUGAGCUGGUACACAGAGUCCAUCUUCGGGUCCAGCGAACCAGCCCAACAAGCCACGCUGGAAGAGCUGCCCCCGGAUAUCGUCGAGCUGCUUGUCGAGCUCGGUUGGCCUGGCCUCACUAACAACCGUGAAUGCCGGCUCCCAGAAGAACUCAUGGACUUUGUGCGCGCACAUCUCAAACAGGACAAGUUUGCGCUGCCGAUGACUGUACAAGAGGCGAAUGAGCAUCGCUUGAAGCUUAUGCGUGAGAGGAGUGCUUUUGUCAAGAAGAGUGAGGAGGGGUGGCAGAGGCAGACGUAUAGUUUUUGUGAGCAUUGA